Molecule: messenger RNA, 1328 nt
Organism: Anopheles darlingi
Lineage: Eukaryota; Metazoa; Arthropoda; Insecta; Diptera; Culicidae
Product: alpha N-terminal protein methyltransferase 1
Exons: 1
Coding region: 500-1183 (227 amino acids)
Biological process (GO): N-terminal protein amino acid methylation
Cellular component (GO): cytoplasm
Molecular function (GO): N-terminal protein N-methyltransferase activity
Source: RefSeq, a predicted model, not a curated record
AUCACCAUAUUUCUGUUUUGGUUAAAAAUCAUUGCACAAAGUGGGAAUUUUUUAUACAUUUUUCCUUAUAUUUGUGAUAAAGAUUGAGGUGUUAAGAGCGAAUUAGAAUCGUUUACUUCUCCUGUCGUGGUUUCCGCUGGCAAAGUAAGCCGGGAAAGUGUAAAACACUUGGAAAACCGCAGCGCGAAACAUCCCCAAAAAGACCAGGCUAAAACCACGAAAACGGAUUCUAAAUCUAAUUACAACCGGAACACCUUUAUCAUACUUAUAAAUUCUCAUACAAAACUAUACAAAAAUCAGAAAAAUGUGGUAUUAGAAGCCGGUUCUCUAGUUAGCUGAGGGCUAUAUCCUAAUUGCAAAGACCCAGGAAGCUGAAUUUAAGCGCCGUACCGGGGUAAAUUCUCUGGACUAAAAGGACGAAGAAAAGAAGUGAAGCAGCGUGUUCAACCUCAACCUCAAUCACCUCUACCUCAAAAUCAUCUUUAAAAUACACUGGAAAAUGGAGCUGAACGUAGAAACUGAAACCGAUUACUACAAAAAUGCCAAAAAGUAUUGGUCCACCAUAUCGCCGACCGUGGACGGGAUGCUCGGUGGAUUCGGCAGCAUCUCUUUCAUCGACAUCCGCGGAUCAGAACAGUUCCUGAGGCAUCUGUACCGGCUAAAGCCGGCACCUGGACACCAACGAGCACUAGAUUGUGGAGCAGGUAUCGGAAGGAUUACCCGAGGCUUACUCGUCCCCUUCUUCGAACAGGUGGAUCUCGUAGAGCAGGACGAACAAUUUUGCCAGACAGCCAGAACGUCCCUGAAAGAUUGUGGCCCCAAAAUCGGAACCGUAUACAACGAGGGACUGCAGAGCUUUGUGCCACAGGCCGGGCACUACGAUAUUAUCUGGGUUCAAUGGGUCCUUGGGCAUCUGACCGAUGAGGAUCUGGUGCAAUUUUUCUCUCGCUGUGCGAAUGGACUGGCACGGAGUGGCAUGAUGGUGAUGAAGGAGAACUUUACCUCAAACGACGAGGUCAUUGCCGACGAAACGGAUUCGUCCGUGACGAGACCGCUGGCUGCGAUGAAGGCGUUGCUGAAGAGAGGAAACCUGCGCGUUGUCAAGGAGCAACGACAAACAAGCUUCCCCAAGGAACUGUACCCAGUGUACAUGCUGGCCCUGAAGCCUUUAAUAAAAUCCUAGCAGGGUGCUGCACCUCGAAACAUUCAAACACUGCCGCAUUUUACUUUCAUCUAUGUAUUUAUACGGAAAUAUCCUAUCAUCGACGUUUCACUCAGCUACCGGUUCAGCCUCGAUUCACCAAAUCCUUCCCACAAUCUUGCAACGA